Durio zibethinus is the source of this 939-nucleotide messenger RNA. RefSeq names its product cyclin-dependent kinase inhibitor 7-like. The record is from RefSeq and is a predicted model, not a curated record. Gene Ontology annotation, cellular component: nucleus. Lineage: Eukaryota; Viridiplantae; Streptophyta; Magnoliopsida; Malvales; Malvaceae. Gene Ontology annotation, biological process: negative regulation of cyclin-dependent protein serine/threonine kinase activity. Gene Ontology annotation, molecular function: cyclin-dependent protein serine/threonine kinase inhibitor activity.
UAAGUAAAAGCGUAAGAGAAUUACGGCGUCGUUAAUGUUUCGGGUCAGUAGUCAGGUGUCACGAAUCACGGAGUUCGGACCACGUGUAUUAGGCACAGUAACAAAAAAAAAGAACAAAUCUCCACCGUUGGAAAAAUCAACGGCUUAAUAUGCAUCAUCUCUCCAUUCGAUCGCCUUUUUAACACUCACUAGUCUCUCCCCGUCCAACCCGAAAAGGAUAACGGAGCUAAAUUAAAACAAAAAAAAAGCCAACGAAAAGAGAAAAAAAAUGGGUGAUUGUAUGAGGAGCUGUAAACGAAGUGCAGAAACAGCAGAGAUGGAAGAAGCUUCAAGCGCCGGCUUCUCACUAUCAAAGAGAAGAAAAACCGUUGGUUCUCGAGAAUUGAAAGAAUUGGAGUUAACUUCAACGGACAUUGAGCUCGAAAACCCUCGUUUCCUUCCAAGUUCACAAUACAAGCCUAUUACUGCCACUUACUCGAAUUCUGGUGGAAUGCUCGCCUGCGACAUGUGUUCGAGCCUCUGCUCCGGCGAGUCAUUUGCUUCUUGUUGUUCUAGCAAUGAGUCCUGUGAUAUUGUCAACGAUAGCUUGAGAUUAGUAGAUCUACAGGCCAAGAGUUUUGAAACUGAAAUCUCAAUGUGCAUCGAUAAAUUCAGUAGAGAAACAACUCCAUUAAGCGAGCUCUCUGGAGACUCAGAGGAAAUGGAAUCGCCUGAGAAAAAGAAGUCACCAACAACGGCGAAGCCACCGGAGACGCCGCCACAAGCGGAGAUCGACGAGUUCUUCACUGUCGCUGAAAAGUACGAGCAAAAACGAUUUACAGAGAAGUACAAUUAUGAUAUUGUUAAGGAUGUGCCUCUCGACGGUCGAUUCCAGUGGGUUCGGUUAAAACCCUGAAGACGGAGAAACAUAGAAAGGAAGGUCAGACUUACACGAGGUAG